Molecule: messenger RNA, 2215 nt
Organism: Bombyx mori (domestic silkworm)
Lineage: Eukaryota; Metazoa; Arthropoda; Insecta; Lepidoptera; Bombycidae
Gene: Lim3
Product: LIM/homeobox protein Lhx3
Exons: 7
Coding region: 323-1486 (387 amino acids)
Biological process (GO): neuron differentiation; regulation of transcription by RNA polymerase II
Cellular component (GO): nucleus
Molecular function (GO): RNA polymerase II transcription regulatory region sequence-specific DNA binding; zinc ion binding; DNA-binding transcription factor activity, RNA polymerase II-specific
Source: RefSeq, a predicted model, not a curated record
AAAAUAUAUAGCAUUCAUUUAAAAGAAAGCCGUCGUUAGAUUCUUAAAAAAAUGGAGUACAAAAUUUAUGAAAAUGUAUGUAAAUAUUUCUGAGGCGAUCUGAAGUGUUCAAUAUCGCGAGGAAAUGCUGCGAAAACUCUCGUUUGCAAUCGAUCGUUGGGUGUACCCGAUGUGGUGUGGAUUGGUCAAUGGGCGUGGUGGUUGUUAUCAUGGAGAUGCCGUAAGCCAAUAGCGUAAAGGCGGUGAUAAGAGGGUUGGGGUUGCAACGGCAGGGUGGCGGCAGUGUGUUACACGGAGCGGCCCAGAGCAGCCGCGUUCAAAGAUGUUAGGUGCAAUGAUGUACCCCGGUACCGAGGAUCCAACGCUGGAAGACAUGCGCGUACCACCGAUUCAACUCGAGCACCUGCCUGAGGUGUUCCUAUCCAGUAUUCCAAAAUGUGGCGGUUGUCACGAGAUGAUAGUGGAUCGGUACGUGUUAAAGGUGUCGGACCGGACGUGGCACGCCGGCUGCUUGCGCUGUGUCGAAUGCCGCGCGUUGUUAACUGGAAAGUGCUUUGCGAGGAACAAUCAGUUGUACUGCACCGAGGACUUCUUCAAGCGUUUCGGAACCAAAUGCAGUGGUUGCGGGCAGGGCAUACCGCCGACUCAGGUCGUACGUCGCGCGCAAUCUCACGUCUACCACCUGAGGUGUUUCGCCUGUGCCGCCUGCGCACGUACCCUGAACACAGGAGACGAGUUCUACCUUAUGGAGGACGGAAAGCUUGUCUGUAAACCGGAUUACGAAGCUGCCAGAGCUAAAGGUGGGGAUGGCUCGCUCGACGGUGACGCGGCAAGCAAGAGGCCCAGGACUACGAUUACGGCCAAACAAUUGGAGACUCUGAAAAGUGCAUACAGCAGUAGUCCGAAACCAGCGAGACACGUGCGGGAGCAGCUCGCACACGACACGGGUCUGGACAUGCGGGUCGUACAAGUUUGGUUCCAGAACAGAAGAGCAAAAGAAAAGCGUUUGAAGAAAGACGCCGGUCGCACGAGAUGGUCCCAAUACUUCAGGUCGAUGAAAAGCGGAGGUGGGUCACCGAGACACGAUCGACUACUAGACAAGGACGAACUAAAGAUUGAUUUGGAUUCGUUCAGUCAUCACGAUUUGAGUAACGAUAGCUACAGUACAGUAGCGCUCGGUGCUGAAGAAGGGUCCCCAGCCGGUGGCGGCGGGGCAGGCGCGGCGAGUGCUCGCUUCUCUGCGACGCCGCCAUAUUUACGAGGGCAUUCUCCACCGCAUCCCCACUACCAUUACCCACCAGAUCACCUCGUUUAUACCAACAUCGGUCAAGCAAUGAGCGGUGCAGGCAUCGGAACGGGUGCGGGUGGUGCUUCUGAUCUGAGUAGUUCGUCUUCACCGGCGGCGGGUGGGUAUCCGGACUUCCCGCCGUCACCGGACUCGUGGCUGGGCGAGGCACACCACUAUUCCCCGCGUGGCUUCCCCUAACGGCGGCCUCCGCCGGCGCACGCGCACCCAGCGCCCCCGCCGACAGCCGCGCCGCACACCCUCCCGCCACUCCUCGCCCCUUACCCCAUACCACACGUACAACCGCUGGAGCUUGUGGUCAAACGGGAACUUUGAAUACGAGUUGUCACUUUCCUAAACUAGGCGCUAAUUGGUGCGCCGAGUGAACUUUUAAUUGAGUGACUAAUUCAGACAGUGUGAAUUAAAUGUAAUUUUGUGAAGUGCAUUAACGUCAAACGAUGUCGCUCUAAGAAUAACGUAGGCUAUUCAGUACAAUUGAAUUAUCAUCACCUGAAAAACGUGCGAAAUCAUAAGCGAACACGACGGUUUAUUGUUAUUUAAAUAUUACUAUGUAAUUAGUUACAUCUGUUUAUAUCAAACAUGUUACAUGUGAAUACUUAUCUGUAAUUAGUUGUAUGUAUAUUAUUAAUGUAAUAAUAUUUUGUAAAAGUUAAUAUACACUAUUUAUCAAAUAACAUAAGUGAUACAAAUAAUUUCUAAGUAGUUUUAACAAUCGUUUAAUUAGUAACAUUCUACAAAUUAUCAUUAGUGUAAAUAAUAUAGCAGCUAUUGUGGUAAAAUAAAUGUAAGUGAAUAGUUAAAAUAGGAAGUCCAUAAUUUUAAUUAUCUUUAAUACUAUACUAUAUAUAACAUUGUGCAAAAAAAUCUAGUCGAAAAAUGAAUGGUACAGAUUACUAAGAAUAUAAUACA